GAAGGAACAGCGCAUCUCUCGUCGGGCGCCUCGGGAGUCACCGAAGACUCGAUGCCGGCUUCCGCAUGCGCACUUAGUCUCCUCUUCGAUCGGGAGACCUUCCAAAGGCGAGAUUCUAAGCCAAUGAGGGGACGGAGAGGAAUUUGUCUCACGGUAACAAGAAGCACAUUUCACUAUCAUGGCUGAAAGUGCGAAAAAGCGCUUGCUUGAAUAUAAUAAGAUGAGGGAAUCGAACUGCUUGCUAGAAGGAAGAAGUGAAACUUGUUGGCUAAGGCCCCAGAAAAAACAUUUUCCUCAAAGUAAUCGGGCUUCAGUAGAGAACUACAAAGAAGAAAAACAGGAGGUUGACAGUGGCAGGACAUCCUGGAUAAAAAUAACUCCUCCUCCUAAAGAAAAAAGGCAUUUUCCUGAAAAAAACAAUGCAAUUUUUGGAUGAGGUCUCAUUAGAAGCAGUUUCUCUGCUGAAGUACUGAAGUUGUGUGCAUUUUGCCUAAUUGAAAAAACAACUAUACAUAACAACAACAUUAUAUAGUAUUUUACAACUUUCUGCAUCAACAGCUUUCUUUGCUAUUAAAUUCAGUCUUUCUAAAUAGUCCCUUAUUCUUGUAUAACCAUAUUGAGCAUUCUUAUACACAAUUUUGUUAUAUAUACUUACUUCCUGUAUAUUGACAUAGUAUUUUA
Ahaetulla prasina is the source of this 681-nucleotide messenger RNA. RefSeq names its product spermatogenesis associated 45 (gene SPATA45). The record is from RefSeq and is a predicted model, not a curated record. Bases 179 to 436 code for a protein of 85 amino acids. The transcript has 3 exons. Lineage: Eukaryota; Metazoa; Chordata; Lepidosauria; Squamata; Colubridae.